This is a messenger RNA of Nerophis lumbriciformis (worm pipefish), 6207 nucleotides long. The record is from RefSeq and is a predicted model, not a curated record. NCBI's taxonomy places the organism in Eukaryota, Metazoa, Chordata, Actinopteri, Syngnathiformes, Syngnathidae.
AUGUUGCGGAUUUUGGUAGAAUCAGCCGCAGGUCUGCCAAAAAAGACGCUUGGAAGUCCUGAUCCCAUCACGACAGUGAUAUUUCGAGAGGAAAAGAAAAAAACAAAUGUUAUUGACAAUGAGGUGAAUCCAGUAUGGAACGAGCUCCUUGAGUUUAACCUAAAAGGAGCCGCACUGGAACCCAACUCCCACAUCGAUGUGAUUGUGAAAGACUCAGAGACCUUUGGGAAAAAUAAAUUCAUCGGUUCAACAAGAAUUCCUUUAAGAGAGCUUGCCUCUGGUCAACUUCGAUCACUACCGUCCAAAAAUGUGCCUCUGGUGGAUGAGAGUGGCCACAAUAUUGGUGCGACUGUUAACCUCACCAUUGGCUAUGAUCCUCCACUCAAAGCUAACUCCAAUGCAGAUGAAUCCAAUGAUGGUGAUUCUACUGUGGAUUCUGGUGAGGAGAUGGUACCCGACGGGGUCCCGGGUGGUCCUGCGACCACUCCCUCCGCUGGGGGUCAUUCGGCGAGCAUUCGCAGGCGAAUUGCAAGGUCGCAGAAUCGACACCGGCUUGUCAAUAAACCUCAAGACUUCCAGAUCCGCAUCCGUCUCAUCGAGGCCCGUCAGUUGCCAGGCAACAACAUCAAGCCAGUAGUCAAAGUGCAGGUGUGCGGACAGACCCAUAGGACGAGGAUUAAGCGGGGAAACAACCCGUUCUUUGACGAGAUGUUUUUCUAUAAUGUCCACAUGCUUCCAUCAGAACUAUUUGAACAGAACAUCAAUUUCUGGGUUUAUAAUUCCUACUCCCUGAGGGCUGACAGUCUAAUGGGAGAAUUUAAGCUUGAUGUUGGCUAUGUGUAUGAUGAAGCGGGUCACUGUGUCAUGAGGAAGUGGUUGCUCCUGAAUGAUCCGGAUGACUCCAGCUCAGGAGCAAAAGGCUACCUGAAAGUCAGUCUUUUUGUGAUGGGCAUCGGUGAUGAGCAGCCGUCAGAAAAGAGGGACUCUAAUGACGACCAAGAUGACAUUGAAAGCAACUUGCUGCUCCCAGCCGGUGUCACGUUACGAUGGGCCACGUUGUCGCUGAAAGUAUUUAGGGCGGAAGACAUCCCGCAAAUGGAUGAUGCAUUCAUCCAGUCACUGAAGGAGGUGUUUGGAGGAAAUAAAAAUAAGAAAAAUCUGGUGGAUCCUUUCUUAGAAGCUCGUUUCGCUGGCAAAAAGCUACGGACUGAGAUCAUAGAGAAGAAUGCAAACCCAGAGUGGAACCAAGUGUUGAAUCUACAAGUCAAGUUCCCCUCUAUGUGUGAGCGUGUCAAACUGACAGUGUUUGAUUGGGAUCGCGUGACUGGGAAUGAUGCUGUUGGCACCACAUACCUCAACCUGGCCAAAAUAGCCUCCUCUGGGGGAGAAAUUGAAGAGGAACAUGCAGGAAAUACGGAAGUGUCAUCAUUUGAAGCUGGAACGGGAGAGUCAGAGGUUGGUUUCCUGCCUGUUUUUGGUCCCUGCUACAUCAACCUGUAUGGUAGCCCCAGAGAGUUCACUGGACUGCCGGAUCCUUACGAGGAUCUGAAUUUGGGGAAGGGUGAAGGAGUAGCCUACAGAGGGAGGGUCCUUGUUGAGAUGUCCACCAAGUUGGAGGGCAAAGUUGACAAAGCAGUAGACGGCAUCCCUAGUGAUGACAUCUUGGUAGUGCAGAAGUACCAAAGGAGAAGAAAGUACUGUCUCUGUGCAGUCUUCCACAGUGCCUCAAUGAUACAGGAACCAGGGGAGCCGAUCCAGUUUGAAGUCAGCAUCGGUAACUACGGUAACAAACUUGACACCACCUGCAAACCACUGGCCUCUACCACACAGUAUAGCUGUGCUGUGUUUGAUGGUAACCACUAUUAUUACCUGCCGUGGGCGGCUACCAAGCCAGUCGUUGUGGUCACCUCAUUCUGGGAGGACAUAAGCCACCGCAUGGACACAGUCAAUAUCAUCAUGUACAUCCUUCACCGAUUGCAAUCUAACCUUGAACUCUUUCGAACGGCUGUGUCAGCUAAAGCGCCCGACAACCAACUAACUGCGGUGUGGGUGAAGUUGCUAAGUCAGCUAAUUGAAGACCUAGAAAAUUUCCCAACACCAGAGCUGGAGGGCCGCUCCAAUUUGACUUCCCUGGACAUCCAGCUCAAGAAGCUUCGAGACAGUGGCUUGAAAAGCAUCAACCAAGCGGCCAGACGCAUGAGAGAGGAAGCCCAAGACCUCCCUGACACUAUGGCCGACAUUGAGUCAUGGGUGGACAAACUCGCAAUGCUUGCCGAAGAGCCCCAGAACAGCAUGCCCGAUGUAAUCAUUUGGAUGCUUCGUGGUGAAAGGAGGGUAGCGUACACACGCAUACCGGCCCACCAAAUCCUCUAUUCCACAUAUAGUGAGGAGGCUUGUGGGCAAUACUGUGGCAAAACCCGCAACAUCUUUUUAAAGUACCCAAUGGACAAAAACAAAGGAUUGAAGGUGCCUGUUCAGAUCAGAGUCAACAUGUGGCUGGGUUUGUCUGCACAUGAAAAGAAGUUCAACUCCUUCUCGGAGGGAACCUUCAGUGUGUUUGCAGAGCUGUACGAGAACCAAGCCAGUAUGUUUGGAAAGUGGGGAACCACAGGACUGGUGGGGCGCCAUAAAUUCUCUGACGUAACAGGCAACCUAAAGCUGAAAAAGGAGUACUUCAUGCCCCCCAGAGGAUGGGAGUGGGAGUCAGACUGGUUUAUUGACCCAGAGAAAGCUCUCUUAACUGAAGCGGAUGCGGGACACACUGAAUUCAUGGAUGAGGUUUUCCAAAAUGAGACGCGCUUCCCUGGUGGAGAGUGGAAAGCGGCCUCCGAGCCCUUCACUGAUGUGAAUGGUGAGAAGAACCGAAAUCCAUCGGAGUUUGAUUGUCCCCCUGGUUGGAUCUGGGAGGAUGAGUGGACAGUUGAUGACAACAGAGCUGUGGAUGAUCAAGGAUGGGAAUAUGGACUGACCAUUCCACCAGAUGACAAGCCUCGGUCAUGGGUGCCAGCAGAGAAGGUGUACCACGUCCACCGUAGGAGACGUCUAGUUCGACCUCGCAAGAGAGCCGCACUUCCUGCAGGCACAGCUGUGGAGAAGCGGGACCAAGGAGAUCCGGAGGGUUGGGAAUUUUCGUCACUGAUCGGCUGGAAGUUCCACAGGAAGGAACGGUCGUCAGAUACGUUUCGUCGGAGGAGGUGGAGGAGAAAGAUGGCGCCAGAAGACCGCUUGGGAGCAUCGGCCAUCUUCAAACUGGAGGGUGCACUGGGUGUUGAUACGGAGGAGAAAGAGAAAAGCUCCAAGGGUGAUGUCACUAAGAUGUUUGGUGCUAACACACCCACUGUGUCCUGCUCUUUAGACAGGUCAUGUAUGUAUCACCUCCGUGUUUAUGUCUACCAGGCAAGAAACAUGACAUCUAUGGAUAAAGACAGUUUUUCUGAUCCCUACGCCCACGUCUCCUUUCUACAUUUAAGUAAGACAACAGAGAAGUUGCGUGCGACAUUAAACCCAACCUGGGACCAGACUCUGAUUUUUAACCAUGUGGAAAUUUACGGGGACCCGCACGCUCUUGCACAACAUCCCCCUGAUGUGGUCAUAGAAUUCUACGACCAUGACCAAGUGGGCAAGGACGAGCUGCUGGGUCGGUGUGUUUGCGUUCCACUGGUGAAGAUGAACGCUAGCAUGGAUCAGACACCCAAACUGCUUUGGCAUCCCAUCAUGCAAAGGGGGCGCGAGGAAGGGGAGGCGCUGAUUGCCGCUGAACUUAUCCUUAAAGAUAAGUCAGGAGAGUCUGAUCUUCCACUGGUUCCCCCAAAGAGGGCAGAGAACCUCUACAUGGUUCCACAGGGAAUCAGACCCAUUGUGCAGCUCACUGCAGUUGAGAUUCUAGCAUGGGGUCUGAGAAACAUGAAGCCAUAUCAGCUGGCAACAGUGUCCUCACCCAGUCUAGUGGUGGAGUGUGGCGGACAGAGGGUGGAAUCUGCAGUCAUCAGGAACAUGAAAAAAAGCCCCAACUUCCCCAGUUCGGUCCUCUUCAUCAAAGUGCUCCUACCAAAGGAUGAGAUGUACGCUCCUCCAAUUGUGCUGAAGGUGAUUGACCACCGUCCAUUCGGCAGGAAACCGGUGGUGGGCCAAUGCACCAUCACCUCUUUGGAGCAGUUUCGUUGCGACCCCUAUGUCAUCAAGGCCGAGGGGGCUAUGGCUUCCAAAAUGGCCCUCAUGGCAACGACUCAUUCCAGACACAUCUCUAUCAACAUGGAAGAAACGACAUUACUAUUAGAAACUCAGUUCAUGUGCAGCAUGUCAGCUGCUGUCAACAAAAUGACUCCCCCUACCUCCUACUUUAGUGUAGAGAAGGAAAAGCAAACGGUGGAUUGGUGGAGUAAAUUCUAUGUUUCGGUGGGAGAGCAUGAAAAAUGUGGACCUUACCUCAAGAAAGGAUAUGACACUCUCAAAGUGUAUGACCGCGAACUGGAAGACAUAACACAAUUUGAAGGGCUGACAGAUUUCUGCAGCACCUUUAAACUACAGCGAGGCAAAAACGAGGAUGGCGAUGAUGACCCGAGUGUCGUCGGAGAGUUCAAGGGCUCGUUUAAAGUGUACCCCCUGCCAGAUGACCCAGGUGUCAGCGCUCCUCCAAGACAAUUCCGAGAGCUGCCAGAUAGUGGACCUCAGGAGUGUCUGGUCAGGAUUUAUGUGGUCCGAGCCAUCGAUCUGCAACCGAAAGACAAUAACGGCAGAUGUGAUCCAUACAUGAAGAUAUCCCUUGGAAAAAACACAAUUGAUGACAGAGACCACUACCUCCCCAACACAACCAAUCCUGUGUUUGGAAGGAUGUUUGAGAUGACGUGUUUCCUGCCUCAAGACAAGGACCUGAAAAUCUGCGUAUAUGACUACGACCUGUUGAGUCGUGAUGAGAAGGUCGGGGAGACUGUGAUCGACUUGGAGAACCGCUUCUUGUCGCGUUACAACUCUUACUGCGGCCUGCCACAAACCUACUGCACUUCUGGAAUCAACCAGUGGCGGGACCAGCUCAAACCCUCUGAGAUCUUGGACAACCUUGCUCGUCUUAAAGGCUAUUCCAAACCCAGGAGUGAAGACAAUGGCAAUUCGCUCACCUUCAAUGGAAAACAAUAUGUGCUAGCCCAGUUUGAGGACAAACAGCAGUUUCAUGAACACCUGGGUCCAGCCUGCGAACGUUUGUGUCUGCACGUCCUGCGAACACAAGGAUUGGUACCUGAGCAUGUGGAGACCAGGACACUGUACAGCAGUUUUCAGCCCAAUCUGUCCCAGGGAAGGCUUCAGAUGUGGGUGGACGUUUUCCCCAAAAGCAUGGGUCCGCCUGGCCCACCGUUUGACAUCACACCACGAAAGCCAAAGAAGCAUUUCCUGCGUGUCGUCAUUUGGAACACGACGGACGUGACUCUGGAUGAGACUAGUGUCACCGGAGAGAGCAUGAGUGACAUUUACGUCAAAGGUUGGAUGCCAGGAAUGGAGGAGGACAAACAGAGGACCGAUGUCCACUAUAGGUCUCUGGACGGAGAUGGCAACUUCAACUGGAGGUUUGUCUUUGAAUUCGACUACCUUCCUGCAGAGCAACUCUGCCUUGUCUCCAAGAAGGAGCACUUUUGGAGCUUAGACAAAACUGAGUUCAGGAUCCCACCCAAGCUGACCAUCCAGAUAUGGGAUAAUGACAAAUUCUCACUGGAUGAUUAUCUUGGAACUCUUGAACUCUAUUUGAACAACUUGCUUCCCCCUGCCAAGACGCCAGAGAAGUGUUCACUGUCCAUGAUGGAUGAUGUGGACACAGAUGUGCCACACAAGCCUGAACCUGCCAAGUGUCUGUUUACUCAGAAAUCAGUGAGGGGCUGGUGGCCCUGUUCCAUUGAGCGGGAUGGGCACAAGAGCUUGGGGGGUAAAGUGGAAAUGACUUUAGAAAUUGUGAGUGAAGCUGAAGUGGAUGAAAAGCCAGCAGGAAAAGGCAGGGAUGAACCCAACAUGAACCCAAAAUUGGACCCUCCCAAGCGCCCCGAAACCUCAUUCUUUUGGUUCACCAACCCGUGCAAGACCAUGAAAUUCAUCGUGUGGAGAAGGUUCCGGUGUCUCUUCAUUGCAGUCAUCAUUCUUACUAUUGUGAUUCUCUUCCUUGCCAUCUUAUUGUAUUCGCUACCAAACUAUAUCUCAAUGAAGAUUGUGAAGCCAUUAAAAUAA